AGUCAAAAUCAACCAAAUCUAACUGCAUGAUGAUGUAUAAUACGGGAUUUUUUUGUAAUUCCCCUCUAACGCGACGUCUAUUAUCGGCCGCUCGUCAUUAAAAUAUACGAAUAUUGUUUGAGCCUUUGAUACUUUGUUACGGAGUCAACCUUUGUCCAUACAAUUAAAUUAACUAGUAUCCAAUAGGCUUUAAUUCAAACUAAACUAUUUAUCCAGCAGCAAAAUGAGAGGCUUUAGUGGAAGUGCUAAUUUAUAAAAUCUUGGAUGGCAGGUUACUAAGCACAUAAAAUACUCCUUUAUAUCUAUUUCAACUUCACAUGGUGUACAAAAGGUACGUUGGGAAAGCAAAUUUACAUUGACAUUGUUAUACGCAUGUCUACGUAGUUCACGCUAUUUACAGGGAGGGGGCACUAGCGUAGGCAAACUCCUAGCUUUGACUAUCAAGCCUUGCUAAAUCACCGCUCUCGCCAAGGAAACAAAACAAUAUAGAAUUGGGUUGACGGCGUGCAACAAGCAUAGACCCUCUCUCGACUCGACAACGCGCUUUCCCGUGGAAUGAGCGUUCCAUGCAGCAUCCUAGGUAUGAAUGACGUGGCCUGGCAGGAGACAAGAGGUGGGAUGCUGCAUGCAAAUGGCGCUCCUGAGACUGGAGGUGUCAGAGUUCAUGUUGGAGGGCCCCUAGCCCCAGUUGGGGUAGCUGGACAGGCUCCUGGAGUCCCACAUUUACAAGGCAUGGAGAGGAUUGUUAACCCCCCUACCCCAGGUACCCCGCAGCCUCCACUGAGUGGACGAUCUCAGGAUGAUGCCACAGUUGGAUACUUCUUUCAGAGGCAGCCCGGAGAGCAGCUUGGAGGUUGCACACCCAGCAAGCAUCGCUGGCCAACUGGUGAUGCCAAUCAUGUUGAUCAGGUCCGUCCUGUGGAUGAAAUGAACUAUGACUUCCAAGCUCUAGCUUUGGAGUCAAGGGGCAUGGGAGAGCUUCUGCCAGCAAAAAAGCUUUGGGAUUCGGAUGAGAUGGCCAAGGAUGGAAGGAAAGGGAUGCUUCUUGGAGAAGAGUGGAGGGACAAUGCAUGGGGAUCAUCUCAUCAUUCAGUGUCGCAGCCAAUCAUGGUGCAGCGGCGACCUGGCCAGAGUUUCCACGGGAAUGGUGAUGCCAAUUCUGUGCUUUCACCUCGCUCAGAAGGUGGAGGCUUGGGGGUGAGCAUGGUGGAGUACGUCCUGAGCUCUUCUCCUGGUGACAAGAUGGAUGGUCGCUACAGGAACGGUGGCUAUGGUGGAGCAGAUGUUGACCAAGAUGGGAGAGAAAAGAUUGAUGUCCAAGAGAAAGUGUCCCCCUUUGAAGAGGACAAGAGCCCAGAGAAGAAGGUGGGAGAUGAGAAUGAUCCUGCUAAAGCCAACGGAAGAGGUCUACUAAACGGCAUAGACUGCAAAGAUUUCAAUCCAACCCCUGGAAGUCGCCAAGCUUCCCCCACUGAGGCUGUGGAGAGAAUGGGUCCCAGUCAGACAGGUUUGGAGAUGAUGGGACAGCACCACCCACAUAUCCUCCAACAACACAACCCCAUCCAGAACAAGGGACCUGAGGACUUCCAGAACCAGGAAGCUCAGAACAUGGGAGGUAUGGAGCAGCAAGCCGGUGUGGAGUCCCUCCAGUUUGACUAUGCUGGGAACCAGAUUCAGGUGGACUCCUCAGGGACUCCAGUAGGAUUGUUUGACUACAGCUCACAGCAGCAGUUGUUCCAGAGAUCUAAUACCCUGACAGUCCAACAGCUCACUGCAGCUCAGCAACAACAAUAUGCCCUGGCUGCAGCCCAGCAGCAGCAUCUCGCUGGCCUUGCUCCUGCGUUUGUGCCAAACCCUUACAUCAUUAAUGCUGGCCCCCCUGGAACCGAUCCCUACACUGCCGCCGGGCUGGCAGCAGCAGCCUCGCUUGCAGGCCCCACAGUGGUUCCACCACAGUACUAUGGUAUGCCCUGGGGCGUGUACCCGGCCAACCUUUUCCAGCAACAGGCUGCAUCAAAUGCCAAUCACUCAGCUAACCAGCAAGCAUCCAAUCAGGGACCAGGGCCAGGCCAACAACAGGUGAUGCGUGCAGGAAACAACCAGCGACCUCUUACACCUGGGCAAAACCAACAGAGUCAGCAGGAAUCUCUAGCUGCAGCAGCUGCUGCAAACCCUGCAUUGGCGUACGCAGGAAUGUCUGGUUAUCAGGUGUUGGCCCCUGCAGCCUAUUAUGACCAGAAUGGGGCCCUUGUAAUGGGUCCUGGUGCCCGAGCUGGUCUAGGUGGGCCAGUACGUCUAGUCCAGACUCCUCUCCUCAUCAACCCUGCAGCAGCACAAGCUGCAGCUGCGGUAUCAGCAUCUGGCUCUGGUAACAACAUGUCUGGUCCUCCAGGCAAUGGGCUGUACCGCUCAAUGCCUCAACCCCAGCAGCAGCAGCAGCAGCAGCAGCAGGCUCCCCCACCCAGCGGCGGCCUGCCCUCCAGCUCAUUCUAUGGCUCUGGAUCAGUCCCUAACACUUCUCAGAGCAGCUCCCUUUUCUCACACACCUCUGCUGCGCCGCCACCACAAAGCUCCUCCCUGGGCUUCAGCAGCACCGGCGGCUCCCUUGGCGUUGGCCUGGGCUCUGCUCUUGGAGGCUUUGGCUCUUCUGUAUCCAGCUCUGGCAGUAGCAGUGUAUCUCGCAGAGACUCCCUGCUGGCAAGUUCUGACCUAUACAAACGCGGCGGCAGCAGUUUAACUCCCAUUGGCCAGCCCUUUUACAACAGCCUGGGUUACUCCUCUUCACCAAGCCCCAUUGGCCUCACACCAGGUCACUCUCCCCUCACUCCCCCACCCUCUCUGCCCUCCUCUCAUGGAUCCUCUUCCAGCCUUCACCUAGUAUCCGGUCAUUCUGUAAUCCUAGGUGGCCUGACGAAUGGCAGCGGCCGUUACAUUUCUGCAGCGCCUGGAGCUGAGGCCAAGUACCGGAGUGCCGGAGGGACGUCCAGUCUCUUCAAUUCCAGCAGCCAGCUUUUCCCGCCGUCUCGGCCCCGCUACAGUCGCUCUGAUGUCAUGCCGUCCGGACGCAGCCGCCUACUGGAAGACUUCAGGAACAAUCGCUUCCCAAACCUUCAACUCCGUGAUCUGCCGGGACACAUGGUGGAGUUCUCUCAAGACCAGCAUGGAUCCAGAUUCAUCCAGCAGAAACUAGAGAGGGCCACUCCAGCAGAGAGGCAGAUGGUGUUUGGAGAGAUUCUGCAAGCAGCAUACCAACUGAUGACUGAUGUAUUUGGGAACUAUGUCAUCCAGAAGUUCUUUGAGUUUGGAAGUGCAGACCAGAAGCUGGCUUUGGCAACACGUAUCCGUGGACACGUCCUUCCCCUGGCUUUGCAGAUGUACGGUUGCAGGGUCAUUCAGAAAGCCCUGGAGUCCAUUUCCUCAGACCAGCAGGUAAUUAGCGAUAUUGUCCGCGAGCUGGAUGGCCACGUGUUGAAGUGUGUCAAGGACCAGAAUGGCAACCAUGUGGUGCAGAAGUGUAUCGAGUGCGUCCAGCCUCAGGCCCUACAGUUCAUAAUUGAUGCCUUCCAAGGACAGGUGUUUGUGCUCUCCACACACCCUUAUGGCUGCAGAGUUAUCCAAAGGAUUUUGGAGCACUGCACCCAGGAGCAGACUCUGCCCAUCCUGGAAGAGCUGCAUCAGCACUCUGAACAGCUGGGCCAGAAAUAUCAAGGCGUAUCAUUGGAGAUGACACCCAAAACAUAUUAUACAGUGUCCCGCGAUGCACUGUUCAAGGAUCAGUAUGGUAACUACGUCAUUCAGCAUGUUUUGGAGCACGGCAGACCAGAAGAUAAGAGCAAGAUCGUCGCAGAGGUUCGCGGAAAGGUUCUGGUCCUCAGCCAACACAAAUUUGCAAGUAAUGUUGUGGAGAAGUGUGUGAUCCACUCUUCGCGUGCAGAGAGAGCUCUGCUGAUAGAUGAAGUGUGCUGCCAGAAAGACGGGCCUCACAGCGCCCUGUACACCAUGAUGAAGGACCAGUACGCCAACUAUGUUGUCCAAAGAAUGAUCGACAUGGCCGAACCUGCUCAGCGCAAAAUCAUCAUGCACAAGAUCCGGCCUCACAUUGCCACCUUACGUAAGUACACCUACGGGAAGCACAUUCUGGCCAAGCUGGAAAAAUACUACAUGAAGAGCGGAUCUGAACUGGGUCCCAUCGGUGGCCCCACGAACGGCCUCAUGUAGUCACGUCGACGCCCUGGGCCCCCUGAAGAUAUAGAGGAGUUCGAGCCCCAAACCCCCCUGAUCUGUGAGAGAUGCUCCUUAGCCAUAGGGGUUAGCCUUUGACACCCUCUGUUAUCCCAUUUUUUGGGGGAAUUACCAAAAAAGAAAAGAAAACAGACAAGUCAACUUCACCUAAGAACGCUGUGACAACUGACCCCUGCCACUCUGCCACCCCUGGUGCCGGCCCACACCGUGGCCCCCAGGGGACACAGUCAGCAGGCCGAUUUUUCUUUCCUGGGUAAAGCACAAACCCAUUGUUAAUGAUGUAAUUGAUGUAUUUGACUGGUUUUCAUAUUAUCUUGUACAUUUAGUUUUUUACCUUGUAAAUUCUCUGUAGAAAAAAAAACUUAUACACAUUUGCUGAAAUUUCCAAUUCCUACAAUUAACACCAGCAAGUGAUUUUAUAAGGCUAAACUGAGUGAUCCUUUUAAAAAAAACAACUAAAAAACAAUUCUACUUGUUUUUGUAACCAGACUUAUUAUGUCAGCUGUUCUAAUGAAUUCUAGGCAAUUGAAUAUUAUAUUUGUAUAUUAUCCCAUGCACAGUAAAAGUGUUUUCCCAUGCCAAAGCAGCUGAUGGAUUUGUUUUCAAAUAGCACCCCAUAGUAUGGAUGGAUAUAAACCCUCCGUCCACAGGUGAAUACUAUGUGUCCUGUGCCACAGUCACCCAGAAGUCUUCAAGGCCGGUUCACGAGCUUGGCUUUGGGGAUUGGUGCUUUAGUGUAGGGCAGUGUUUUCCAGUGGUGGCUUAUUCUUGCCUCCCUUUUCCAGGCUAAUGGGGGAGGCGUGUGUUUACCCCAGCGGCUUGUAGUCUGCCUGAUGUAAUUAUCUGAACAGUUUCGGUACUAAAUAUUAGACUGACCAACCUGAGCUGCUGCAUCCACUGAGCCUCAUCCAGGUGAUCACUCGGGGUUUAUGCAAAAUAAAAAGCUACCAUUUAACUUAUAGAAGCAGAGCAUGAGGAUUAGUUGUACAGCGAGCGUGUAACCUGGUAUAAUCUUAACAUGAAAUGACCGUAGUGGGGGGCUUUUUGUGGGGAUAGUGGGGUGGGAGUGGGGUACGUGUUGGCAUGCUGUGACAGGUUUUAAUCCUUGGAAUGAUUUUUUUCUUUAUCAUGUUUUGUGUAACAUCUUAUCUGUCUUGUACUUUGAGAUGAACACUGCCCUAGAAACGGUAUCUUUAUGUACUGAAUAAUCAUCUCUUGCGUAGAAGUAGUUUAGUGAUGUAUAGCAUCUUUAUGUAUGAGUAAAUUGUUGCUUUUGAGUAGGGGGCUUGCAGCGAUGAUGGGACCCCCACCGCCUGAAAGUCGGAGUAGUACAAAAAAAAAUGUUGUGAAGUGGAGCUUAUCGCAGCUUUGUACAUCUGAGGUGAAAUGAACUAGAAGUAGUGAGAGGGGUUGAAGAAAGGGAUGCCGAAAGAACCUUUUUUUUUUAAUGGUUCUGUUUUUGAUUUUUAAAACUUCUUUUUUUUCAUUUGGUUGGGUAUGCAAGUGCAUUGGUGGAGGCAGGUGGGGCCAUCAAAAGCUAUACAACUUACCUGUAAUGCUCGUAGUGAUGGCUUCUUUGCUUCAAAUGAAUAAUUGUAGAAUACAUGUAGUAUAUGUGCAGUUAAUAAGUGUAAGAUUAUUAGUUAAUUGAGAAAAAUGUCUAGUCGUGGUGUUUGACAGGCCUUGCUCUAAAUUUGUAGUGAUGCUUUUAUUUCGUCUGUACAGUUGUACAUUUGUAAACGUUUAUGCUGUAAAUGGGAUGUCUUUUACACUUUUUUGGGGAGAAAAAGGCAAAAAUGUGCAUUUUGAUGUGUGUGUAUAUUCAUCACUCCUUUCCCCUUGAAUAUAAUGUAUACAGUUUUAUUUGAUCAAGUGUUAUUUUAAAGGAAAAAAAAACUUUAUGGCUUCAAAAUCUGGCAUGGUUUUUGUUUUUAAUCUGUUAUGGGAAAGGCCAGCCUCUAUUUGUACUGGAGCUGUAACAUCCACUGUUAGUCUUUCUAAAGUGAGACAGUUUAAAAAGAAGAAAAAAAACACUCUGUACUAAAACUGAGGCUGCAUUUAGUCCUCUCUGCUACCAUGGAAACUUCACAGGAUAUGACAAGAAUUAUUUUUGUACAGAAGAGUGCUGUAUUUUGGAACAGCUUCUACCUUGUAAGCAAAAGCAAUGUAAAAUAUUGUCAAUUAUAUAAAUAUGAACAUAUGAGUUUUGUCACACUGUCAAAGUCAUGUACAUUUUCAGGUGGCCUUAUGUACAUUUCCAGAUGUUAGAUGAAGAAAACAAACUCAUUUUUGGAAGCAGAAUUGUGACUAUGUAAUGAUUAAACUGUUCUUCUAACAUUUGA
Messenger RNA from Cottoperca gobio, 6584 nucleotides. RefSeq names its product pumilio RNA-binding family member 2 (gene pum2). Bases 556 to 4218 code for a protein of 1220 amino acids. Gene Ontology annotation, molecular function: mRNA 3'-UTR binding. The transcript is spliced from 23 exons. Gene Ontology annotation, cellular component: cytosol; cytoplasm. Lineage: Eukaryota; Metazoa; Chordata; Actinopteri; Perciformes; Bovichtidae. The record is from RefSeq and is a predicted model, not a curated record. Gene Ontology annotation, biological process: miRNA processing; regulation of mRNA stability.